Gaeumannomyces tritici R3-111a-1 is the source of this 759-nucleotide messenger RNA. RefSeq lists its product as hypothetical. The transcript is spliced from 2 exons. The record is from RefSeq and is a predicted model, not a curated record. NCBI's taxonomy places the organism in Eukaryota, Fungi, Ascomycota, Sordariomycetes, Magnaporthales, Magnaporthaceae. Bases 1 to 759 code for a protein of 252 amino acids.
AUGGCCAAUCCAAUAGUGCCGCCCGUCAAUGGGGCGAGGAUGGCCGAACCGGAGACUGCAAUGCCUUGUCCAACCCUACACAACUCCCAGACGCAAAGAAUCGUCGAGAUUGGACGAAGACACACGUAUUACGCGAACGAAAGGGGUGAACGUAUCAACCUCGUCGCCUUGCAUCGCAUGAACAUGCAGUAUCUGCGUAUGCGGCUGCUGGACGAAGCCGUUGACAUGUUUAAGCGAGGUGACAUGGACGACGACAACUCAAAGAGGGUGACAUCCUUGAUGCAAGAUUACUGUACUGCAGUGCGAGACCGCGAAUACAUGCGCGAGUGGGCUCAGAGAGACUGGCCUGGCAAUCCCUUUCAUCUCAAGUCCGAACGGCCCCUGGAACGCGGGCUAAUCGACACCCUCAAAGCGCGCGGCAUCGACCCGAUCCCCAUGCACCACCCGUACAAGUCCGACGACGGCCCGGAGCAGAUGCCCGGCGGGCCGUGGGACUUUGACUCGAGGACCAAGACCCGUUUUCUUCAGUACUCGCUGGCCAUCACUGGCGCCGUCAUCCUCACGGUUCCCAUGAUAACCAUGGUCCUGAUCGGCAGGACGGACGCGAGUCUAGCCAUAGUCUGCGUAUUCACCAUUCUCUUUGCCGUCGGGCUCUCGUAUUUUUCCCCGAGCAGACUGCCGAUCGAACUCCUCAGCGCAACGGCCGCUUAUGCUGCCGUCUUGGUGGUUUUCGUUGGAGGCGCUGCCACCCAGGGAUGA